Messenger RNA from Fundulus heteroclitus (mummichog), 1467 nucleotides. Its product is annotated as adaptor related protein complex 3 subunit sigma 1. The coding region runs from base 244 to 825 and encodes 193 amino acids. Gene Ontology annotation, biological process: intracellular protein transport; Golgi to vacuole transport. The transcript has 6 exons. The record is from RefSeq and is a predicted model, not a curated record. Gene Ontology annotation, cellular component: AP-3 adaptor complex; intracellular membrane-bounded organelle; membrane coat. Lineage: Eukaryota; Metazoa; Chordata; Actinopteri; Cyprinodontiformes; Fundulidae.
AUCCAUCGCGGCUUCCGUAGAGAGAGGAGGCGGAGGACUGCUCCCCUUUGACGUGGAAUAUUUCCGUGCAGAGACGAUGGAGAAGUAGCAGCGCGGCGAAGCUGAAAACCACCAGAGCCAGGCAGGAUUUGAAGCCCUGAAAAGCCAGUCAGGUCCGGAUCGUUCCGGAGCUCUGACUCAAGCCGGUCCACAGGAGAGGCUGGAGCCGCCGCGCUGCGCGCCUCCCUCCGGUCAGCUACAAUCAUGAUUAAAGCCAUUUUAAUAUUCAACAACCACGGCAAACCGAGGCUUUCUAAAUUCUACGAACACUAUAAUGAAGACACGGAGCAACAGAUCAUCAGGGAAACCUUCCACCUGGUCUCAAAAAGAGACGAAAACGUCUGCAAUUUCCUAGAAGGCGGAUUGUUGAUUGGAGGGUCGGACUACAAGCUGAUCUACAGACACUACGCCACGCUGUACUUCGUGUUUUGUGUCGACUCUUCAGAGAGCGAACUGGGAAUUUUAGAUUUAAUUCAGGUUUUUGUGGAAACACUGGACAAAUGCUUUGAGAAUGUCUGUGAGCUUGACUUAAUUUUCCACGUAGACAAGGUCCACCACAUCCUGGCAGAGAUGGUGAUGGGCGGCAUGGUCCUGGAGACCAACAUGAACGAAAUCAUCAUGCAGGUGGACGCCCAGAACAAGAUGGAGAAGUCUGAGGCUGGCAUCGCAGGAGCGCCGGCUCGCGCAGUGUCAGCGGUAAAGAACAUGAACCUCCCGGAAAUGCCCAAAAACAUCAACAUCGGCGACAUCAGCAUAAAAGUGCCAAAUUUACCCUCCUUCAAAUAGCGGCAGCAAGAUCCAUGAACCUUGAGGUGUUGGCCGAUGUUUACCGUGGCGCCAUCUGUUUACCAAAACAUCAAAUUACUAACUUUUAUCAGUCUUGAAGGUACUGUGUGAUUUCACACUCCAUGUUGUGGUGUUAUCUCCUUGGUUACAUUGUUGAGCAACGUAUUAUAUGUUCUGUUUUUUUUUUUUCUGUUUUGAAGGAGAAAAGAGAAAUAUUUAUCAGAUUUACAUUCCUUCUGCCUCGCUGGAGGUUGGCUUGUAGCGUUCAGCACCUCUCUUAGAGAUCUGCGGAGAUUUGUUACUGAAAUGAAAUGGAAAAGUGUUUACUCCAAAGAGGAAGGAUGGUGGAGUUUUUUUGUUUUGUUUUUGUUUGUUUUUAAGGGGGUGGAGUUGGAAUCAAGUGAAGAAAAUGACAUAUUUUCAGUUCAGCUUCAGUGUUUUAGGCAUAAAUUACAGAAUAUUGUUAUAAUAAAUUAGAGACUCAGAAAUAAAAACUUAUAUACAUGCUGAUAUUUCUUCUCUUAUAGGCACGGUGAUGAUUUUUAAAGAUAUGUCAUGUUUUAUGGAAUUAUUAUUUUAAUUUUCUUCUAAGUAUGAUUGCCUUAGCUUCUUUUUUUUCAACAAUAAACUGGCAAAACUCAA